Messenger RNA from Pyrenophora tritici-repentis Pt-1C-BFP, 1671 nucleotides. RefSeq names its product AsnB, Asparagine synthase (glutamine-hydrolyzing). Lineage: Eukaryota; Fungi; Ascomycota; Dothideomycetes; Pleosporales; Pleosporaceae. Gene Ontology annotation, molecular function: asparagine synthase (glutamine-hydrolyzing) activity. The record is from RefSeq and is a predicted model, not a curated record.
AUGUGCGGCAUCUUCUUCGCCCUGAGUCGGGCAGCACAUGUGACCCCCGACACUAGCACGCGGGUAUUGCUCCAGAACAGAGGACCGGACAGCACAGGCCAGCAUCAAAUUCUCAUCCAGUCCAAAGGGGCUCCCGUCUACGCGACCUUCUUGUCGACUGUGCUUGCUUUACGUGGCAGUCAAGUCAUUGAGCAGCCUCUGAAAGAUGAAGCAACCGGGUCUGUUCUUUGCUGGAACGGAGAAGCCUGGUCCAUAGCUGGCGACAUAGUCAAAGGCAAUGACUCCCAGCUCGUGUUUAGUAAGCUGCAAGAAGCAUGCGUCGAUGCAAGCGCGUCAUCUGUGCGGAACGUGGUCGAGCUGCUAUCCUCAAUUCGAGGUCCCUAUGCUCUAGUCUUCUAUGACGCGCUCAACCAACGUAUCUACUAUGGCCGCGACUGCUUAGGGAGGCGAUCGCUGCUUCGCAAGGCUACUACAGACGGCACGGUAGUCUUGUCCAGUGUCUGCGACAAUGCUUCUGGUGAGGCAUGGGAUGAGAUUGAGGCUGAUGGCAUAUAUUUCAUGGACCUCAAGAAUGUAGACACGACAUUACCGUCUUUCCCUUACACGCACAUACCACACCGUCGUUUGGAUCAGGACGAAGGCCCUGGCCUUUCUUUCACUCUGCCUUUCCCUGCCAUGAACCGUAGUAUCUCCACUCAAGCCUCGCUGGACCUCUCUAUAGUAGAGCGAUUGAGAGCUUCACUAGAAAGGUCGUUGCAACUUCGUACACAGCAUGUGCGAGAGGCGGUACCCAACAGCGAGGCCCGGGUGGCCAUUCUCUUUUCAGGUGGUCUUGAUUGCACCAUUCUUGCACGCAUGUGCGACGACUUGCUGCCGCCAAGUGAACCCGUCGAUCUUCUCAAUGUUGCCUUUGAGAACCCUCGUAUCCACUCCAAUCUUGAGCCCGGCACGAGUCCUUACGAACUCUGCCCGGAUCGUAUUACCGGGCGUUCAUCGCAUGUGGAAUUGAUUCAAGUAUGCCCGGGUCGUGAUUGGCGAUUUGUGGAGGUCAACGUGCCCUAUGUCGAAACUCAAGCACAGCGAAAGACCGUGCUCGCAUUGAUGCACCCUCACAACACUGAGAUGGAUCUUUCCAUAUCUUACGCACUCUAUUUCGCUUCACGCGGAGUGGGUCUUGCACGCACGUCGCAUGACACUACGGCGCAACCAUACACUACCACGGCACAUGUGCUUUUGUCCGGGCUUGGUGCUGAUGAGCUAUUCGGUGGGUAUCAGCGACACGCUUUAGCGUUUGCUCGACGCGAAUAUGCCGGUCUGAUGGAAGAACUGGAGCUUGAUUUCAGCCGGCUAGGAAAGCGAAACCUUGGUCGGGAUGAUCGGGUCAUCAGCGACAGCGGUAGGGAAGUACGCUUUCCGUAUCUUGACGAAGACUUCAUCGCACUGGUACUCUGUCUUCCAGUAACGGCCAAGUGUGACUUUGGCCUAGCGCAAGUCACCGACAGCCAAGACCCGGUUCAGCUUCUUGAGCCUGGAAAGCGAGCCUUGAGGUUACUGGUCUGGCAACUGGGAAUGAAGCGUGUCGCCGCGGAAAAGAAGCGCGCGAUACAAUUUGGUGCACGUACUGCCAAGAUGGAGACGGGCAAAACGAAGGGCACGCAUGUGCUGAGUUGA